AUGACGUCACGCAAAACGAUAUCUUUGGGAAUACUUUUGCUGUUGCUGGUGAAUCUGGCGGCCAUAGAAGCGCAAGAGGGUGAAGAAACAACAGCGGGAGAAGCAGCUGCAACAGAGGCACCAGAGGGAGAUGCUGCAAAGACAGAGGCAACAGCGGGAGAAGGAGCUCCAGGGGAGACUACAGCAGGAGAAGGAGCUCCAGGGGAGACUCCAGCAGGAGAAGGAGCUCCAGGGGAGACAACCGCAGCAGAUGGCGCACCUGGAGAGACUACAACAGGAGCUGCAAGUGAGACUGCAGUAGGAGAUGGUGCUCCAGGUUACCGCAGGGGCAGACACAGCCGCUGCAGAUGGAGCGACGACAGAGAAGCCUGCAGCUGGUGGCGCUGCGGACGAGUCGACUGCAGCCAAUGGAGAACUUCGAAGGAGAAGCCUGCAGAAGAAGGAAGUCCCACGGAGAAGCCUGCUGAGGGAGCCAAGCCCACGGGAGACUCCGGAGAAGUCGAGAAUGUCCCAGCACUUGGCGCCGAGCAGGGCGAUGCAGGCAAUCAGACAACCACAGACGGUUCAAAGGCAGCUCCUGACAGUUCCAAAGGCGCCGCAGAAGAUGAAAAAGACUCUAAGGAAGAGAAGGCAGAGAAGGGAGAAGAAGACACCACGGCCAAGGAUCCUUUCUAUUAUGGGAAUGGUUCGCCGACGACCUUGGACGUUGCGCAGACUCCAGGCACGAAUCCCACUUUGCCACCCGAGACCACCACCACCACUGGCAUCAUGGAUCUGAUGACCUACAUGCCAGAGGACAAUGCCGGCGAUCCGUUUGUGAGUCCAGGAGCCGCCCACAGGCCCGGCUCACGCCACGUGAAGGCGCACGAUGGCUUCCACAGUCUGACGACGGAGCAGUAUUGGGCGCACUGGAACGAUCGUUUCACCACCAAGAAAUCAAGGAACGGCCAUCACUGGAGAGACUUGAUGCAGUGAAUGGGAAUGGGCUUAAAU
Drosophila subobscura is the source of this 993-nucleotide messenger RNA. RefSeq names its product chloride intracellular channel protein 6. The transcript is spliced from 5 exons. The record is from RefSeq and is a predicted model, not a curated record. The coding region runs from base 1 to 975 and encodes 324 amino acids. Lineage: Eukaryota; Metazoa; Arthropoda; Insecta; Diptera; Drosophilidae.